AUGACGGGAAGCGCGCCUGCCUCUCCUGAGGCAUAUCCGUCACCAGACCGGUUGCCAACGCCUGGAAGCUUGAUGAAUCCAGCGAUGGCGAGGGCGAUGUAUGAGUGGACAGCGAGGCAGUCUCUGUUGACUCCCGCCCCGCCACCACGACCGCGAGAGCGAGAACCGGAACAAGCGAGCCAUACCAGCUCCAUACCCCAAGAGGUGAUCAUGCAGGAGGUCCGGAACCAAGUGAAUGAGGCGAUGAAGUCCAAGGAAGGUGAGCUACGAGAGCUGCGAGCACAGAACGAAGAGCUACGUGGUGCUCUUCGGGAGUCUUUGGAUAUGGUCAGAGACUUAAAGCGUGAAGAUGGACCGCGUCAUAGAGAUCCACAGCCUGUCCUACCAGGAGCAUCUGGCCGAGAACCUGGUGAAGCUUCGGGAGGAGGUGAGGUAUCGAGUGACACAAAGGGUCCGCGGGAGCUUCAUGAACCGGAGAGCGGAGGUGAUCCCAGCAAGAACUCCUUUUCACAGGGCGAGGCCAAUCAGGACCCGAAGGCAACUGGAGAGGGCUUGUUGGGGCUUCGGAGGUUGAUUGACGGAAGCUACGGAGAGGAGGCCCGAGCCUCCAAGCCUUCCGAGCCUGUGCAGGAAACCCCGAAGGUUGCGAAGGAUGAAGUGCAGGAACCGUUGCACUUGCUUGUUCAAGGGAUGAGACAGUUGCAGCAGGCGUUCCUUGGGAAAUCGGAGACCAAGGACAACGAUUUGAAGGGAUCAGUCCAGAUCCCACAGAUGCCAGAGGCUGGCCCGGAGUCGGCCGUGGAGUACGCAGACUGGUUGUUCGAAGCGGAGCAGGCCAUUGGAGGCCUGUCGGACCGCUCGGCAUUGUGCUCGUUCCAGAUCCAGGAGCCCGCCAAGGCGUGCUCCCUCGAGGGGCUUACGCUGGAGGUGAACAUCCCUGCAGAGCUGAAGGCGGAGAGAUGGUCACGCUUGGAGCGCAGGACGAUGACUUUGUUGUUGAGUUCUAUGACGAAGACAAUGAAGGAUGAUGUUAUCACCCACAGAGUGGACAACGUGCCCACCUUGCUGUAUCGGAUGUUCGUGAUAUACCAACCAGGAGGAGCCUCGGAACGAGCUUCGAUCUUGAAGCAUUUGGAAGGGGCUUCCGCGGGGGAUGGCAUUCACGACGCCGUCCAAGCCCUCAGGAGAUGGCGACGCUACUUGCAGAGGGCCGAGGAGAUGGGUGUAGCGGUACCGGAUGCUUCAAUCUUGUUGCGGAGCGUUGAGUUGAUCGUGGCAAGGACCUUGGAGGCCAACCCGGACAUCCGCUUCAGAUUGUCCCUUGUUAAGAAUGAGCUCCAACUACAAAGCAGACCGACGCAGGACAGCGUGAUCCGGUAUCACAGCCAUGCUCUGGCUGAACUUCAGCAAGCAGCGCCGGCACGGACAAGACCAACUUCGACUACCUCCACUACCUCGCAAGCCGAAGCCUUAAAGCUCAAGGCCGUGACGACUUCAGGGGGCACAGGUGAUACAGCGUCACCUGGGGGUUCGCCUACGAGGAAGCCGGGCAACAAAACACCGUGCAAGUUCUUCCAGACGGACGCUGGCUGCAAGAGGGGAUCUUCGUGCAAGUUUGACCACGUCUUUGACAGCAAGGAGGCCAAGCGAAGCAGGAUGCUGGGAGUGUGGAGCUACAACUCACCGAAGGACAGAUUACAGAUUGUCCUGUGGCCCAGAAGAAUGGGAAAGGUGGAAAGGGAACGAGGCCAGAUCGUGGAGAAGGCUUUGCUGGAGUCUAUCCAGCAGUUGGGGAGCGCAACUUCCACGGCAUCUACUACCUUGGAGCCUACAGCUACGGAAGCUACGAGAACCCAGGAUGUGCAAGCCCUCUUGCAGGAAGCCAAUGCGAUGUUGAGCAAGCUUACCAAGCUGGCAGCGAUGAAGGUGAAACCAGACCUCAAUGAGAUCCAGGUACACAUGGAGCGUGUCGAGUCGGAGGACGAAAGGAGAGCUGCUUUGCUUGCUUUGCUUGAUACUGGUGCUUCGCAUUCUUUCAGACCUACCUUGAACAAAGAGGAAGCGGAUGAGGCUCUACCUGUGCGAGUGGAACUUGCGGGAGGCCAGUUCAUUACUUUGAAGCAGAACCGCGGAGGAACUCUUUUGGCUGCUCGAGAUGCGCUUGAGAUCAUUGCGCAGUUGGAAGACCUGAAGCUGCGUGAACUGGAGAGCAACACCUUGGAUACUACGGUUCGCCUUCUGGACUCCCAAGAGGCAGUGUCUUGGGACUACUCGUUGGCAAGAUAUGUUCACACGGGAGAACGUGGGCAUGCUUUGGAGGCCUUGAUGCAGAAGGGUUCACCCCUCGGAGACCUACCUGGAGAAUUGUUAGCCUUCCUUGCGCCCACGGUGAGCCUGGACAACAAGAGCGGAUGGAAGUAUCUCAAGGCCCUCCCGAUAAGGAGAUCAACAAGGCGGGCUAUGAUGGAGAAGAGGUGGACAGUGAGGUGUUUUGCCGGAGAACAUGAAGCGGAUCUGAAGGUGCUGAACUCCAACGACACGGUGUUCGUGGACAUCAAUGUGGCUAAGAGCAAGCUGUUCAGCAUGAAGGGUGAGAGUGUGGCCUAUCGGGCACUGAUGUGGGGUGCUCUACGGGGUCAACUUGAGGGAGUUUUCGGAGCCAUUCCCACAAACUCCACGGAAGAGCUGAGGCUCAAGAUGAUGUGGCUCUGGGUUGCGGCUCGAAAGGCAGCGACUCUCUACGGCAUCCCUACACCCUACAUCGCGAUGGGCGGCAACUCCUUGGAAGCCUACUGGAAGUCGGAGUCGUGGAAGAAGUUUCAAAGUGAGUAUGAUGUACCGUUGGUGGAUUUCAUGGCCACUGAGACCAAUGAGGUUUUCUUGGUUGCUACGAAUUUGGACCUAGAAAGAGAUCCACAAAAGAGGAAAGAAGGUGGAACCAAGCUUGAGCGGGACUUGAGAUGGCCACCCUCCCUCUACAACGAGAUUGUCAACGGCAUCUACAAUUGGUGGAAGUUCCCCAAUGGAUGGGCCAUAAAGAAGAUGGAUGCGACCUUCGACCAAAUGAAGGAACCAGAACGACGGCGUUGGAUUCGUCACGUGAAGAAUGGGCAUUUGCCCUUUGAGCGGCGCUGCCGCACUUGUAUAGAGUCUUGUGCGACGGGAAGGGCACACAGAAGAGUCCUGGCUCCUUCUUGCUACGUUCUGUCAAUGGACCUUUGUGGGCCUUUCCGUGUGAAGGGAGAGUAUGGAGGUUCAAAGGGUUUCAAGUAUGCUCUGAUCGGGGCCUAUGUGAUGCCGAAACUUCAUGAAAGCAAGGAGGCUCCGAUCCCCGACUACACCCCGGAAGAGGAGGAGGCCUUUGAAGAGGACGACUUGAUGGAUGAAGUUGGACCAGAAGAACCGCCCGCAGAACCCGAUGAUAUCAAGGACAUGAAAGGUCAUGAAGAGCGCUACAACAAGCUGUUGAAGGACAUUGGGGAGCUGCCGGAGUACCAGGUGUUGCAUUAUGCCAUUCCCUUGAAGACGCGUUUGGCAAAGGAGGUGGAUGCAGCGGUCAAAAGCCUUUACCUACAACUUCGAAGUGAAGGAUUGCCCGUCACUCGGGUUCAUAGUGACAGGGCUCGUGAGCUUCGUGGGAAAGAACUCCGUUCGUGGCUUAUGACCCGAGAUGUGUUUCCAACGUGUGGAGAAAGUCAAGUUCCUCAGACCAAUGGUCGCGCGGAGGCAGCGGUGAAGCGAGCAAAGAGGAGAACAAAGGCUUUGUUGACGGCCUCGGGUUUGCCUAGAGCUUGCUGGCCACAUGCGAUGGCCUAUGCCGCUUACCACCAAAGGGAACAUGCGUUGGGACGAGGACGUGCUGUUUUUCCUUUUGCCUCCCCUGUCCACGUUCGGAACAAGAUUUGGGGCACUGGCGCCAAGAAUGACUUGGAGAUCCUGUGGACGGAGGGCGUCUACAUGGGGCCGACACCAGAUAUAAGAGGUGGACACACAGUACGGUUUCCUGAAGGAAGAUAUGUGAACAGCAUGCACUUGAGAGCCAACACCAUCGAUGCGGAUGCAGAAGUGAAGCUGGACGAGGAGGGGACCACCUACCAGCAGAAGAUUCCGAUCCUCAUCAUGCUCUACCUGGACCAGAAGAAGAAGAUCAGGGUUAUGGGGCUUUUGAAGGAGACCCACGUCAAGUACUACAUCAUGGAUAACUGGAAUGUUUACCCACGGUGGAGUUUGUGGUCUGAGAGAUGGGGCAAAGCGGAUGCCGAACGUGACCAAGGUCAGCGGCUGAAGAUGAAGAAGAAGUUCAGCGAGAAGUACGACCAGGAAUUUGGAAGGUUCUCGAACUUGAAAAAGAAGGACCGCAUUUGGUUGGAAGCUUUGGGUUUUGAGUUUGACAAGGAGACCUCUCAAGGUGAUUGUUGGUUGAAGCUUACGAGGAAGAAGACAACCCAAGAAGACUAUGGUUUGGAAGGUUCCCUAUGUCAAAUCAAUGAAAGCCACCAACAACUUCUGGAAGAUCUACAAGAACGAGCCGCAGCCCUUCGAAUUCUACUUGAGGAGGAGCAGUCCCUUGCAGAAGAUCUACGUGAAGCCAGAAAGGACAUUGAACAAGAAGCAUUCAAGGCCACCUCUGCAGUCAAUGAGAUGAUCCAGCAUGCAGAGAAUGAGAUCAGGGAGUUUGACCAAGUGACGGUGAAUGCGUGUUUGAAGGCAGCUUCAGUCCAGGAGGAGCCAGAUUAUGAAGCCCUGGUUGAUGAGAUGCAGGGUGAUCUUCAGGUUGUAUAUACGGUUCCACAAGUCCAAGUGAGACGAGCUGUGAAGAAGUGGGACAAGGCCAUCCGGAAGGAGUUGGACAACCUGUUCAGUACGGGAACCCUACGUCGAAUCACGAUGAAGCAAGCAUUCGAACUUCAACGACAAGGCAAGCUGCGUUUGGUACCGAGUAAGGGAGUGAUCGACUACGAAGAAAAUAUCGCCUUGUUCUUUGCGGAAACCACGCGGAGAAAGAGGAGGGCUUUGGCUCGCUGUAUGCGGGAGGUGCCUCCAUUGAAACCUUCAGGGCAGCUCUUGCCUAUGCGGCAAAGCGGAGAUGACGAGGAGCAGCAAUAUGCCGUGCAGCCCCCCAGGUUCCUCAUCGACAACAACUAUGCUGAAGAAACAGAGUGCUGGUUGGUGGUCAAACCAUUAUACGGUCUUCGCGAAAGUCCAUCGAUUUGGGCAUCGUUCCGUACGGCCAGAUUGUCAGGGGCGAGGAUACCAUACAAGGGAGGUUUCAUUACGUUGCAGCCGUCCAAGGUUGACAAGGAGAUCUGGUUGGCCUAUGAUGAAUAUGGCAAUGAAAAAGCGAAGGGCACCUUACAAGCCCUCCUGGUCACCUAUGUUGACGACCUCUUCUUCCUUGGUCCACCGGAGCUGGUCAUGGCUCUAGAUGAGUGGAUCAGAAGUGAAUGGCCCUGUUCUGCCUUGCAAUGGGCAGAUGAUUCAGAUGGUGCACGGUACCUGGGAACAGAGAUUUUCCAGAGACCUACGAGUGCGUUCGAGCUGAAGCAAACGGGCUACAUUGAGGACUUACUCAGAGCUCAUGAGAUGACGGAGGCGUGCCCUACAAGAUUGCCGUGCCCGAAGGAAUGGAUCGCUGAAGACUAUGAGGAUGUUGCAGAAGACUUCACGGAGCAAGAUCUAAAGUUGGGACAGAGAAUGACCGGAGAGCUACUUUGGAUUACGAUGCGAAGUCGGCCAGACCUACAACAUGUUGUGAGUCACCUGUCUCAGUGGGUCUCAAAGCAUCCAAAGAGGAUCGUAAAAAUUGCCAGGCGUGUGCUCAGCUACCUGGCCGGCACGUCGCAGAUGAAGCUUGUGAUCGGCGACUACAAGGACGAGCCUACCAGCAGCAGCAACAGCAAGCAGUCCCACAACACCACGGCGCGCACACACAACACAUGCACAGAUAAAGGUGAUGAUAUCGGGUUAAAGGUAAUAGCCUACUCCGAUGCCAGUUUCGCUCCAUCCGGUUCGCGAUCUGUUGGAGCAGCUGUGGUGACGAUCAACAAUAGCCCUAUCUGUUGGAAGUCAGGACGCCAAGGUAUGGUCACCCUUUCGACCAUGGAGUCUGAGUUGCUGGAAGCUACGCAGACUGCUGUUCUCACGGAAGGCAUAGCUUGCUUGUUUGAUGAGUUCUGCAAUAGACGUGUGGACCGAAUUCUCAGAGUGGACAAUGCCGCCCCAACAGCGAUGUUGCAGGGUGGGCCGGGCUCUUGGCGAACCCGUCACUUGAAAGUGAGAAGUGCCUAUGUGUUGGAGCAAGUGGAACGACAGAUGCUCUGCGUGGAGUUCGUUGAAGGAAAAAGGCAGCUAGCAGAUCUUGGGACAAAGGCACAUCCAAAGGCACGCUUGUGGGAGCUUCUGGAGAUGUGGGGAUUUGAAGGCCUACCAACAGAAGCUCAACAGGCAAAGGCAGUGAGGAUUUUGAUGCUGGUCCUGAUUACUCUGGCGUUGCAGUCGAUUCCCGUGGCGGAGGCCUCAGAGAAGGAACCUUUGCCGAGAACAGGGGUUGAUGAACUUUUUCUGGUUGUGGCUAUGUGUUGUCUGGGAGCUGUGGUAUUCUGGGAAGCUGUAAAAUGGUUUGGGCAUUGCAUGUGGACAAGAGCUGUGAAGGGUCGGAAGGCUCAGCGGCUACAGCGCAUGCGUGACCUGGCAAAGGCAGCUGUGGAAACGGAACUGGAGCGGACUUGGGGAGACUCACAUGAGGCUUUUCAAGGGAGGACAACGCAUCAGAGAGUUGAGGGAGCAGUGAAGGAGGCAAUGACCAGAGCGAUUGAGUCCUCGCCUGUCCUUCAACAAGAGCCAGAACUAAGACGCCGGACGCCUCGUACAGUUAGUACGGGAACACAGACAACGGCCUAUGAGAGACCUGGAACUGCGGAACCGCAAGCAGAAUACUUCAGGUUUGAGGGCCCGUUCUACAUGACGGAGCAUGGGAAAAAUGUUCAUGUUAGGCAAGACUGUCAUGGUUUUCGCCUUGCUUCACAUCGGAUCAAGACAGUCGGAUACUGUGACUGGUGUGAUGGAGCAGUCCCGUUGUACAUUAAGCGGGAAAGAGGACAGUCGUCUACACGUUGGUUGGGUUGA
Molecule: messenger RNA, 7125 nt
Organism: Symbiodinium sp. CCMP2592
Lineage: Eukaryota; Dinophyceae; Suessiales; Symbiodiniaceae
Source: the annotation of a GenBank genome assembly